AUGGCAUGCUUCCAUACAAAAACCCUGGAAGUCUCUGAAAUAUGGGCACUCAAUCAAAUCACGGAUCCGGGAUCCAAAAGCCAGAGAAAAGAAGAAAAACAAGAGCGUAUGGGUCUGGAUCGUUUGAAAUCUGCCCAAGCAAUAGCUUCUGGUAUGUCCAGGAUUGCCGAAAAGCAGAAGAGCGGCGGGUACCGUUAUACCACCAAACCUAGGUUGUUUCAAUCCCUCUUGAACAAACUUGGCUUCGUCCACGAUGGCCUAACCUUCUGGAAAGGCCAGUUCAAGCCCAAUGACAACUGUGUCGUUUCCAAAACAGCGACGAAAAACUUGGAGAACUCCUUGGAAGAGUUGAAGAAGCAAAUUCACGCCAUAGACAUGCAUUUCCACCUGGGGGAAAAAAAAAUGGGACGUUCCCGACGUUUCGGCAAUAUGGCUUCUGCUUCAGUUGGAGUAUCAGUCCAUGGAAAACCCUCCAAGAGAUCUCGUAAGUUUGAGCUAGGAUUGCCAGAAAAAGAGGGCCGCUCGGCCACGGGCCUUCCUGCCACCAUCGCCGUAUACGCUGAUGGCGAGAGAGUCAUCUUUGGGGAGUGCAAGUCGCGAUGGUAUCCUUUUCGUGUGAUGGACAACAACUUCAAAGAUAUGCGACUUGACCGACUUGGCCGACCUGGCGGACGGAGCCAAAAUGAGGACCACUACAAAGAAGUGGAAGCCAAAACGCAAGGCCUAGAUGCUCUCGUGGUUGCUGAGGGAGGGAAUGAUGCAGACAUCGAGGCACUCGUUCACAGGUUGGAUUCUCAGCAGGGAAAGAAUGCAGACUUCAUGGCACUCGUCCACAAAGGGAAGCUGCGCGCAUAUAGCCUCUGCUAUGGCGAGGCAGAAAAGUCUUUCAAAGCAUGUAAUCCGUGUCGCAAAUGCUUUGUCUUGUAUCGUUGGGGUGACCAGCAAGACAAGAAACCCGGCCAAAAAUCCAAUUCGGCCCUGAACUGUGCCGAAGACGACAUCCAUUUGCAGGAGAAACACCUUGGAAAGUGCCGUUGCGACGAAGCGCAACAAGUUGACCCGCCAACAACUGUGUCAUCCGCGUGA
Cladophialophora immunda is the source of this 1086-nucleotide messenger RNA. RefSeq lists its product as uncharacterized. Lineage: Eukaryota; Fungi; Ascomycota; Eurotiomycetes; Chaetothyriales; Herpotrichiellaceae. The record is from RefSeq and is a predicted model, not a curated record. The transcript is spliced from 2 exons. The coding region runs from base 1 to 1086 and encodes 361 amino acids.